AUGAUACUACUACAACAUAUUAAACCAUUAUGCCGAAACAAACGUCUAAUACAGUCAAUACGAGACUACCGAGUUAUGGCUAUCGAGUCUUCUUGUGAUGACUCCUGUGUUGCCUUGCUUGAAAAAUCCCCAUCGGAAAAACAACCAAUAAUUAUAGAUCAAUUUAAGAAAACCCUACAUUCAGCAGAUAUUGGAGGCAUAAUGCCAACAGCAGCAUAUAAUUAUCAUAUGGCAACAAUGGCCAAAAUGGUUCGAGAGUUUUGUUCUAAACAUGGUAUAUCAUCUUUAAAUCCACCUGAUCUACUUUGUGUCACCAGAGGCCCAGGUAUGCCAGGAUCUUUAAGUGCUUCAACUGAAUUUGCUAAAGGAUUAUCUGUUGCAUGGAAUGUUCCUUUAAUUGGCGUUCAUCAUAUGUUGGGUCAUUUAUUAACGGCUAAUUUACCAAAGAAAGAUCAACCAAAUUCACCACCUCCACAAUAUCCAUUCUUGAGUUUGUUAUGUAGUGGAGGUCAUACAAUGUUGGUGUUGCUGAAGUCAUUAACUGAACAUGAAAUUAUCAUUAAUGUUUGUGAUAUAGCAGUGGGGGAUUCAUUAGAUAAAUGUGCCCGUGAAUUAGGAAUGUAUGGAAAUAUGUUGGGUAAAGAGUUGGAAAAGUAUAUCGAUGCCAUACCAUUUGAAGAAAAACAAGAGUUUGAUAACAUGAACGUGGAUACAAGAAUAUCCAACGAGUUGAAGUUUAGAUUGACAUUACCGUUUGGUGCACCAAAACAUGGUAUUUCCGAAGACAUCAAGUUUGCAUUUGCUCAUUUUUUAAGUAAUAUUCAAGAGUAUAAGGCAAAUUAUUAUCCUGGUGGGGAUAAACUUGAUGAAAGAACGAAAAAAUUCAUUGCAUAUAAAACACAAGAGUUUGUGUUUGAUCAUAUAGUAGAUCGAAUCAAUAUUUCAUUCAAGAAGCAUGGACUUUGUCAUAGAAAUAGUGAUGGAAUUUUGAUUGGAGUUAAAGACUUUAUAUGUUCCGGAGGUGUUGCAACCAAUAAGAGAUUGAGAGAAAAAUUACUGACCAAUUUAAAGAUUGAAGAAUUAGGUACUGAUAAAAUUAAUUUCCAUUUCCCAGAUUUAUCAUUAUGUACCGAUAAUGCAAUCAUGAUCGGUGCUGCAGGAAUUGAAAUAUUUGAACAGUUGAGGUUGAAAACUGAUCUUGGAUUUACUCCUAUUAAAAAAUGGCCAUUAGAUAAUUUACUAGAUGUUCCAGGAUGGGAGAAGAUAGACGAUGAGGAAUAUAAUAGAAUCUGUAAAUAG
Molecule: messenger RNA, 1299 nt
Organism: Candida tropicalis MYA-3404
Lineage: Eukaryota; Fungi; Ascomycota; Pichiomycetes; Serinales; Debaryomycetaceae
Product: putative N(6)-L-threonylcarbamoyladenine synthase
Exons: 1
Coding region: 1-1299 (432 amino acids)
Biological process (GO): mitochondrial tRNA threonylcarbamoyladenosine modification
Cellular component (GO): mitochondrion
Source: RefSeq, a predicted model, not a curated record